Stylophora pistillata is the source of this 650-nucleotide messenger RNA. RefSeq lists its product as uncharacterized. NCBI's taxonomy places the organism in Eukaryota, Metazoa, Cnidaria, Anthozoa, Scleractinia, Pocilloporidae. The record is from RefSeq and is a predicted model, not a curated record.
AAAACUUGCGUCGAGAAGUAAUGGCCAAAAAGGUUUUGUACGCAGCAGGGCUGUUGAUCACGAGCCUGCUGUUGUACUGUACAGCUGCUCAGCAAUAGAAGGCUACGGGGCGGCCGGGGCCGGAAGUUUCCAAAUUUGGUAUGAUGCUACAGCGUCACGUCUUCAAGAGGAUCACGGGAGAUGCUUUGUCAGAUGUGUGCCUGCGAGAAUGCUAUGUUGACGUUAGAUGUCAAAGUUUUAACUACGUCUUUACGCAAGACAUAUGUGAGCUGAGCGACCGCACCAAAGAGGCCAGACCAGAGGAUUAUGUUCCGAACCCCGAGAGAUUUUACUUUAAGGGAGAUUACGAAAGAGUCCCUCUCGGUUCCAUUCCUGAGCUGCCUGCAGAGACUUGCCAGGAAAUCAAAAUGAGCGAAGGAGGACAAGCGGUCAGCGGCAAAUACUGGUUUUACUCGAUUAUACCCGACGAGACUGUUCUGGCUCCUUGUGACAUGAAAACCGAAGGCAUUAGAUAUCUACCACAAAAUAUCAGAUUUUGCUCUCCGGGAGAAUUGCAUUGGCGAGUCAAAAUCACCAUGAGUAGAUUUCAAGGCUGCAGCCUUUUCUAUUUCUAUCUGGCGGAAGUACAAUUCACCAUAAUCAACUCCUGA